AUGGACCUGGGAGGAGAACCUGAAAUUUCUGAUCGAUGGGGUGUCGAACGUCGCGCGUACGGCUCAUCUGACCUUGCUCAGCUCUCCUCUGUCGGUCCGACUGCCUCCGCCCCUUCUUUCAGACGCUUCUGGGACCCGGCGAACCCCAUCUCGGGACUCAGAACGCCUGUGGCUCCGAGGAAACCCCAGCGUGCACUUAUAAGAUCAUGGGAUACAGCUUUUGCUGUUGCUCUUGCCCGCGGGCAGGGUUUUCCCGACUGCGUGCAUGGGCCGCUGGCUAAGAACGCCGUAUGCGACACCUCGAAAGACCCUAUCACGCGAGCCCGAGGACUUGUCGCGGCUAUGACCACGACAGAGCUCAUCAACAACACGGUGCAUAUGGCUCCGGGCGUGGCACGGCUGGGAAUACCCAGCUACGACUGGUGGAGCGAAGCGCUGCACGGUCUUUCGACGAUCCAUGGCGUCGACUUUGCUGCUAGCGGGAAUUUCAGCUACGCGACUUCGUUUCCGCAGCCUAUCGUCAUGAGUGCUGCAUUCGACGAUGCUCUCAUCAAAACUGUCGCUUCGACCAUCAGCACUGAAGCGCGUGCGUUUUCUAAUGCGGCGCGGACUGGGCUGGAUUGGUUUGCGCCAAACAUAAACCCGUGGCGUGAUCCACGGUGGGGCCGGGGCCCGGAGACGCCCGGAGAGGAUGCGUUCCGUGCGGCACAGUACGUGUACCAGUACAUCGACGGCUUCCAGGGUGGGAUUGAUCCAAAACCGUACAUCAAAAACACGGCAGUCUGCAAGCAUUGGGCUGGGUAUGAUAUUGAGACGAACCGGCUCGCAUUCGAUGCUAUCAUCACCACACAAGAACUGAGCGAGUACUUCAUGCGCCCCUUCCAGACUUGUGUCCGUGAUGCCCGGGUCAAUGCGGUCAUGUGCUCAUACAACGCAGUGAAUGGAGUGCCCGCAUGCGCCAGCCCGUACCUGCUCCAGGACGUGCUGGUCGGUUCCUAUGGCUUCAGCAACAACAGCUGGAUUGCCAGUGACUGUGAUGCCGUCGCCAACAUCUUCGAUGCCCACGGCUAUACCGACUCCUACCCCGCUGCAGCUGCCGCGGCUAUCAAGGCGGGCACAAACGUCAACUGUGGGACGACCUUCUCUCUCUAUCUCCAGGCGGCCAUCGACCAAGGCUUGGCAGAGCGUGCUGAUGUCGAGAAUGCCGUCGCGCGGUUGUACUCGUCUCUCGUCCGUCUGGGGUACUUCGAUCCACCUACCCAACAGCCGUAUCGGCAGAUCACAUGGGAUGAAGUGAACACUCCCUCUGCCCAGAAAUUGGCAUACGUCGCAGCGGCGGAGGGACUAGUCUUGCUCAAAAACGAUGGCACGCUUCCGCUGAAGAAAAAUCUGAAGAAGAUGGCAGUCAUCGGCCCAUGGGCCAAUGCUACCACUCAGAUGCAAGGCAGCUACUUUGGCAUCGCGCCUUUCCUGAUUACGCCCAUCAUGGGAGCCAGCGCAGCUGGAUACCAAGUCAUUUAUGUUCCCGGCAUGGCGGAUGUUCUGGAUACGUCUACAUCUGGGUUUGCCGACGCGAUUGCUGCUGCUCAUGCUGCCGACGUCGUUGUCUUUGUUGGUGGCAUUGAUGCUACUGUUGAGGGAGAAGCUCUUGACAGAAAGACCAUCGUCUGGACUGGCGUUCAGCUUGAGCUGAUCCAAAAACUCUCGGCUGUCGGCAAGCCUCUCGUCGUGGUGCAGUGCGGUGCAGGUCAGAUCGACGAUUCGUCACUGCUUUCCAACGCAGGUGUCGGGGCCAUUCUCUGGGCGGGAUACCCCGGCCAGAGCGGAGGAGCGGCUAUUUUCGACAUCAUCAGCGGGAAGGUUGCUCCUGCUGGUCGUUUGCCGGUGACGCAAUAUCCCGCCGCCUUCAUCGACCAGGUCCCGAUCACCGACAUGAACCUGCGACCGAACAAGACCUCGGGGAACCCAGGGCGGACAUACCAAUGGUACACUGGCUCCCCCGUCUUCGAGUUUGGCUUUGGGCUGCAUUACACGACGUUCUCGGUCCAUUGGCAGACGACCCCGGUCGCGAGUUACUCGAUCUCGAAUCUGCUGAAGAAGGCCGGAUCCGCCGCACACCCCGAUCUGGCGGUCUUCGAUACGUUCAAAGUCAACGUGCACAACGCCGGGAGCACGGUCUCGGACUUUGUCGCUCUGAUGUUUGUGAAGACGACGGCAGGACCAGCGCCGUUCCCGAACAAAUCGCUGAUCGGUUAUUCGCGCGUGGCUGCGCUCAAGGCAGGGUGGACGGUCGCUACGUCGAUCGGUGUGACCCUGGGCAGCAUCGCCCGCACCGACGACAGUGGUAAUCUCUGGUUGUAUCCCGGCCGCUACAGCCUCAGCGUCGAUGUGCCUGAGAGUCUGACCCAUGAUUUCACCCUCACCGGUCAAGCGGUGCAGCUCAGCCACUUCCCCGCGCCGCCAUAGUUGCAGUAGCACUCGAGUAGCAUGUUCAGAGCAGUGUAAGCACAUUUCCAUCAACUCUUUAUGACGUCAAA
Mycena citricolor is the source of this 2537-nucleotide messenger RNA. Lineage: Eukaryota; Fungi; Basidiomycota; Agaricomycetes; Agaricales; Mycenaceae. The record is from the annotation of a GenBank genome assembly.